Molecule: messenger RNA, 1121 nt
Organism: Asparagus officinalis (garden asparagus)
Lineage: Eukaryota; Viridiplantae; Streptophyta; Magnoliopsida; Asparagales; Asparagaceae
Exons: 5
Coding region: 431-1030 (199 amino acids)
Biological process (GO): regulation of protein complex stability
Cellular component (GO): chloroplast thylakoid membrane
Source: RefSeq, a predicted model, not a curated record
AAAUUUUCACCCAGGACCGGCAGCGCCAAAUUUUCAUCCCCAAAUUAAUAUCUCAGCCCACCUUCAAAUCCGCCUCCACCUCUUUCAAACCAAAAAAAAAAAAUGCCCCCCUCUCCCAAAAUCUAGGGUUUCUCUCGCUCUCUUGAGACCCCUUUUCUGGCUGCUCUCGCUCUUCUUCUUCCUCAAUCCCCUCAAUUUCUCAAGCGGACUCUGAUUCUUCUCUCGUCGACGGUGACCAGAUCCCCGAUUCGUCACUUGAAGAAGUUUUGGAGAAUCCCCAACUUCUCUGCUUCGUCUCCGGUUAAUUCUACGGUGACCAGAUCCCCGAUUCUAAGUUAUUUUGUGAACCAGGUUCCCUUUCAUUGCUUGUGAAAUUUUCACUUGUGAGAUUGAUGUUAUUUUGAAGACAUUAGUAGAGGACGAAGAGCUGAUGGAUCUGCUAUUCUCCUUUCUUGAACCAAACCAUACACACAAUUCCUUAUUGUCUGGAUACUUCAGCAAGGUGGUUGUAUGCUUAAUGUUAAGGAAGACAACAUCACUUAUGAAGUAUGUUCAGAAUCAAUUUUUUAUAUCAGGUCUUUCAGGAGAUGAUAUUAUAAAGAACCGCAUUUUAGAAGCCCUAUAUAGGCGUAUCAGGCGCAGAGAAAGUGCGAUAAGUUCUGGAUCAGCAGGCACAUCAUCAUCAGGAGCAGAGAACACUGCAGUCAUCACCGUUGGUUUAGCUCUAAUAUCAGUCGCUGCAGCAUCGGCAAUUCUUCUCCAAAUCGACAAAAAAGCGCCUCAAGUUCAGAGUACAGAGUACUCUGGACCUCCACUCAGUUACUAUAUCGGCAAGUUCAAGCCUGCAAGUAUUGUAGAGGCUGCAGUUAUUUCUGAGCCUCAGAGUUCUCCAAUUGUAGAGGCUUUUGCUCCUUCCGAACCCGAGACUGCGUCGAAUGUGCAGGUUGAAGGUGAUGCAAGUGCAGCUCCUGAGGUCCAAGUUGAAUUGAAGGUGGAGGGUGAAAGUUCAAGUGUUGAAAAUGUUCCUUGACUGGAUGGAUCAAGCCACUCCUAUAUUAUAUUUUGGAUGUAUGAGUCAUUUUGGAUAUUAGAAACAUAUAUAUAAUAUUGGAUGCUUUUCA